AUGAAGCGGCAUUAUAGGAACCGCACCACGACCUCUUCCUCUCCCUCGUCCUCGUUGGCCUUCUCCAUCCACCCUUCAGGCUCCUAUUCCAACCCAAUAUCGUCAAAUGCAGUUCGAAGUCCAAUACCUACAAGUACACAUCCUACUUUCCCGCCACCCCUCCACGAAGGCCUAUUAGACGAACGUCGACCCGGCUCGACCCCUCUCCCCUCGUUCAAGCCCCCACGCUCGUCCCUACGCCGCGCACCCACCAUCACGCUUUCGUUCCCCACAUCGCCGUCUGUGCCAGCUCACUCCGAUCUCCGAUCCCUCUCCACUGAUAACCCAUCCCCGAGAGGGAAAGUGAAGGACUCACAUUCUCCUGCCUUGUCGGCUUUCAGCGGUCCUGGGACACCAGACUCGAGGUCUUCCCCGCCGUCUCGAGGAAUCUCGUCCACACGGUCACCUUCGGUGUCCCCUUCGGUAUUACCAGACGAGGUGAAGUGGUGGCCGAUCCCCGAAGCCGCGCUACAACCCGUCGAUUCCAUAUUGGAGGAGCGUGGCUGA
Molecule: messenger RNA, 546 nt
Organism: Cyclocybe aegerita
Lineage: Eukaryota; Fungi; Basidiomycota; Agaricomycetes; Agaricales; Hemipholiotaceae
Source: the annotation of a GenBank genome assembly